AUGUCCAAGGACGACAUGGGCUGCAAGCUGACCUCGGUCUACAAGCACAAGGAGAGGAAGCCGAAAAAGCCGCACUACAUCCCAAGGCCGUGGGGCAAGCCAUACAACUACAAAUGUUUCCAGUGCCCCUUUACCUGCAUGGAGAAGUCCCACCUCUACAACCACAUGAAGUACAGCCUGUGCAAGAACUCCCUCUCCCUCCUCAUCGAGUCCGACUGGCCCUACAAGAAGGGCAAUCUUCUCCACCCGGAGCUGCGGCUCCUGCACGCAACAGAGAGCUCCCGCCUGCGCGGGCGGCGGGACGAGCAGGAGACCUGCGACUCCUCGGCCACGUUGGGAGGGUCAGGUAGGACCAAGCAGGCCUCCGACAGGGACAGCCACGAGGACAAGCCAACAUCAGGGGUGGAGAUCCUGCCUGCUGAAGGGGCUGGUGAAGAAGGUGGCUCAUUCCAAGAGGCAGAGGACGACGUUGCUGGCUUGUUGAGGGAGAUGGAUGAGGGAGAGAAGAAGGAGAAAAAUGAAGAGGCAGGUUGCCAAGGUGACCCAGUUGAACCAGAAGUGAACACUUUGGUCUUUGGUUUCAAGAACAAGAGAGAUAAACCUUGCAAGGAGGUGGAGUCCGACUUCAUCAUCACAGAUGUCUUCUCUCUCAAGAACCACGUCAUGAAAAGCAGGGAAAUGGCCUCCCCAGAUCUAGAUGCUAAGCCAAAGCAUUGCAAAGUGCCAAAGAAAUGCCUGGCCAGUGGCGGGAUCCUCAUGGAGCAGUGGAAGCUGGUGGCAAAUGGGCAAAGGAGGAACACACCUGAGGUCUCCUCAACUUGUACCGAUGGCAACAUCAUCCCGUGCUACCCCCCUCCAGCCUACAGUGACUAUCACGAACCUCAGGGCCUCAACCUGUCCCUGCUGGGCAUUAACUACCCUUUGAACCCCAGUCUCUUCUCCUACCUGAGCCCCACCAUGGCCAACAGCGCUACGACACACCCGCACUUGGCUCAGCUGCCCUUCCUGGCCUCCACGGCCCAGCUGAUGCACCCGCAUGCCUCCCACUUCCAGCCUCUGCAGAGCCCCGAGCGCUCAGCCUUCCUUCCCCGCUUCUACUACCCCUUGCUCUUCGAGCACACCUUUGGCUCCACUGAAAACAAGAUGUCCUCCACCAAGCCAGAAGCCCAGCAGCAGCUGGUGGGCUCCGUCAUGUCCACGCCGCCCCAACCCAAGCCCCCCAGUGAGCCAACCAAACCAGGGCUGCUGAAGGUACCAGUUCUGAAGACAAGUUUUCCUUGGUCCAAAGGGGUCAGAGAGGAGCUGGCCUCUGAGCUCAGCCACCCCACCAUGCUGGGGCAGGAAGAAGAGGAGAAAUGGUUACCUCAAGAGCAGGACAGCAACCCAGCUUUGGGUCUCAACAACCUACGCAAAAAGCCAGACACUGAUGUCUACCAAAAUCUGGUGGGGAUGAAGGACAGUGCUUUUGCCCCCAGCACCAUCCGGAAGACAGAGUUACCAGCGGUGACCUGUCUGGAGACCAGCAGCCCUCAAGACAACUCCCUGAAGAGGAAGCUCCCUGCCAACGGGCUGGAUUUGAUAGGACCCGAAAAGCUGAUGCCUAGAAAACUCAGCUACCAGAGCAGUGGUUCAAGGGCCAAUCCUGGCCACAUCCCCAAGGCCCUGGACCACUGGCACCCAGAGGCCCUUACAGGACGACCUGAGGAACCAGAGAGGGGCAACGAUGCUGAAGUUCUUCCCUCUGUGGGUGCUGGCCUGGACCAUGGCCUCUGCAAGCAGAGCAGACCCCAGGAGUCUUCUGCCACCAUGACAGACCCUGAGGCCACAACCGUGCUUAUCGGGGACCUGUCCAAAACCUUAGAGGAGUAUCAAGAGGUGGAGAAGAAACUGUCUGACCUGGCAAAGGAGGACACCCCUGGGCAAAAAGAGCUGAGGGACCAGCUGGUCAAAAUCCGAAAGGAGCUUUACCACAUCCACCAGGCACUGGAGAAAGCCACCAAACCCCACGAGGGGCCUCUGGACCUCUCAGUGAAGAGACCUUCUGAAGGUCUGGAGAAGGUCCAGCAGGCCAAGAAGGAGCCCUACAACAUGAGCCUGGGAAGCGAGAAGGUCCAUGGCAAAGACCAAGGUGCCCUCAACAAAGGUACAGCCACUGGGGAGGCUGGAGACACGGAGGGGCUGCCAAACUGCUUCCUCGAGGACGAGAACAAAACCAUUGACCUGCUGAUCAAGAUGAGCCGCUCUGAGAGCCUCCGGGCAUCCUCCUCUGAGGCCCACCUGGGUGCGGUGAUCAAGGCUGAGGUCCUGCCGCUCACCAUGCCCCUGGAGCUCCGGCACGUGAUGGAGCCCUACUACAGCCGUACCACCAAGUGCGAGGCAGACUCCAGCGUCCUGCUCUGCUCCGAUGGCCGAUCCAGCACCGCCCAGGGCCCUCCGCUCCCGGUCACUGCCGAGGACGGGCCCCUGGGCUGCCGGGCCAUGCAGCGCUCCCUGUCCUGCAGCCUUCCCAGCGAGACAGACGCCGUGUGUGUCCACAGCCCUCUGCAUGCUGACCCCUAA
Messenger RNA from Pterocles gutturalis (yellow-throated sandgrouse), 2559 nucleotides. It is a transcript of the gene PRR35, whose product is annotated as proline rich 35. Lineage: Eukaryota; Metazoa; Chordata; Aves; Pterocliformes; Pteroclidae. The record is from RefSeq and is a predicted model, not a curated record. The coding region runs from base 1 to 2559 and encodes 852 amino acids. The transcript is spliced from 2 exons.